This is a messenger RNA of Ixodes scapularis (black-legged tick), 442 nucleotides long. RefSeq names its product venom peptide MmKTx1. The transcript has 3 exons. Lineage: Eukaryota; Metazoa; Arthropoda; Arachnida; Ixodida; Ixodidae. Bases 61 to 384 code for a protein of 107 amino acids. The record is from RefSeq and is a predicted model, not a curated record.
GUGCAGAAAUACUUCUGCGUCCCACAACUUAAACGCUUUUCUUGAGCGGCAGUCGGCAACAUGCAAUUCCCGGCAGUACUUUCGUGCGGUGUCUUGGCUCUUGCAGCUGUCUGGAACCUCUCAAAUGCCCAUAUUGGCGAGGUAUUUGUAACAGUGCAAGAUGGAAAAUGUCUCUACGAAAAUGUCACUCUAGAAGACGGUCAGGCAUACCACAGCGAGCACCCGUGUCAAAUCUGGUUGUGCAGCGCGUCAGACUCUCGGGUCAGGAUAACAGGAUGUGCUGGCCGGCCUGUUGAAGAGAACUGCCGCCUUGUGCCUGGCCCCGGAGUUUACCCCCACUGCUGUCCACAUCAAGUGUGCGAUGGUUCAGACCAAAGCACUUAAUUGAAAGGCACACGUAAAAAAAGGUUUCACUCCGUGGAAAUAAAGCGUGCUAUGCAUA